Messenger RNA from Ectocarpus siliculosus, 1470 nucleotides. NCBI's taxonomy places the organism in Eukaryota, Phaeophyceae, Ectocarpales, Ectocarpaceae. The record is from the annotation of a GenBank genome assembly.
AUGAUGCGGCAGCGACGCCGCUCGAAGCUUGAGGAGGGUCACCUCGCGGGUGCGUCUGUAUGGCCUGUGCGGCGAUAUGUCCUGCUCACCGCGGUGGCCGUGAUCUCCCUCGCCCUCCCAGCGGCGCUGACGUUCCGUCCGUCAGCAACCAGGCGGGGCGGAGGGAAGAGGAGGGCCAAUGUCGACCACGAUGCUUGGCUGGGCAUAGCACCCGGGAUAGCGGCGAAGCCGGCAUCGGCGGACGACAUCCACGUGGUGUUCUCGACGGACUGCUCGCCCUACCAGAACUACCAGGCCACCAUGCUGUUCCAUAGCGCAGAGAUGGUUGGGCAGAAGGGGCGCGUGACUCGUGUGGCCAGCGGCUGCACGAGAGACGAGAGGUUGGAGCUGGAGGUCUUCAUGAUGAGACAGCCGGAGCGAUUCCAUGUGCACUUUACCCCGGACUACAGCUUCGACCCAGAGACGGGAGAGCGGUUCAUGUUCUACAACAAGCCGAACGGCAUGGCCCACUAUCUGAAGAGCGCGGAUUACCCGGUGCAUGAAGCGGUAGUCGCCCUUGUCGACCCCGACAUGAUUUUCAUGUCGCCGCUCACGCCGUUUGUUGGUGACGCCGACAAGAUGUUGUGGCAUGAUGGGGACGCGGGGGAGGGGCCGGACUGGGUGGAAGAGGGAAGCCCCGUGGGUCAGUACUAUGGGUUGGGGGGGGUGUGGACGACGUGGGACGACCUGCGGGAGAUAACAGAGAACUUGGGAGAAGAUUCGCCCGCGAGAGCGGUCUCAACUGAAGAAGCCAUAUCAGGAUAUCCGGUGGGACCGCCGUACAUGAUGCACCCCCGAGACUGGGCGAGAGUUCUCGACUUGUGGGUGGCGUUGUCCCCCAAGGUGCACAAGGGGCACCCGGGCAUCCUCGCAGAGAUGUACGGCUUCUGCAUCGCCGCGGCGCACAUUGGGCUGCGACAUCGCGUGGCGUACGGGCUGAUGGUGUCGGACGCAGGAAUGCCGGGCAAGGAGGGGUGGCCGUUGGUAGACCAGAUGGGAACGAGCGUGUGCGACCCCGAGUCUGUGGACCACCGGCGGGGGAGCCUUCCCCCCAUCGUGCACUAUUGCCAGAUGUACCGGGUGGGCACCUUUAUGUGGGGCAAGCGACACCGCACCCACCAAACCUUCUUCGGCUGCCACUCGGACUCCCUCGAGCUCCCCCCGCCGGACUACCUCGCGGGGCCCAUGGCCGAGGUCCGCGUCCACCCGCGCCGCGGGAGGGCGCAGUUGGGGGAACAGGCGGAGCCGGAGCGCGUGCCGGCGGUGACGGGCAUGAGGCAAGGGUACGCCAUGUGCGCGGUGCUGCGAGCCAUGAACGAGGCCCUGGUGAAGUACAAGUACCGCUACUGCGAGCGCGGCGACGUGAGCGGGGGGGUGCGGAGGUUCACGGACCUGUCGAGGGAGCAGCUGGAUGCCGACGAAUAUUCGUGA